Arctia plantaginis is the source of this 1197-nucleotide messenger RNA. NCBI's taxonomy places the organism in Eukaryota, Metazoa, Arthropoda, Insecta, Lepidoptera, Erebidae. The record is from the annotation of a GenBank genome assembly.
AUGAGUGACGAAAGAACCCAACCAUUCGAAUCAUUUAAUGCACUGUACAAAAUAUUAUCUUGGACUGGAUAUUUUCAACUAAUGAAAAAGCCUAAAAACAGAUGGAAAUGGAUUGGUCACGGGAUUUACCGUCUGCUGUCAUUUUUAAUUUCAAUCUUCUAUAAUGUAGAACAUUUAUUGUUUAUUGUACAGAAAAUCAAUAAUUUGGAUGACGUAUUCGAUAGUCUGAUGAUAGAGAUCCCACAGCUAAACUUAAUAGUGAAACAUCUCACUUUAAAUUUGCAAACAUCGAGGAUUGCUGAAAUUAACAAAGUGAUUAAUGAUCCCAUUUUUGAAGCCAAGAAUAAAAAAGACGAAGAGCAUUUAAUAAAGAACAACACAGACAUGCAUCAGCUAUCUAAAAUUAUGAACAUUUGUGUCUGCAUGUGUGGAUUGAUUUGGCCAGCUUCCCACUUUGUUAGGAGAUAUCAGGAUCAGAAUGCAGUAGUCCCUGUUUAUGCACCUUUUAGUACUGAUACCUGGGGCGGAUAUUCAAUUACAGUAGCAUUGGAAGUGGUCCCAUUGCUAUGGAUCGGUUACGGACAUUUGACUCUUGACUGUCUCAUUUCCGCUUACUACGCACAGACAGUAGUACAAUUGAAGAUAAUCAAGAACAAUUUACAAUGUUUAUUUGAUAUGGAUGUAGAUACAAGACAUAUGCGAUCUCGAUACAAGGACAUGAGUGAUCCAGAUUUAAAGAGACGCCUUGUAUAUUUUAUCCAACGAUUUGAUAAGCUUGCAUGGUAUACUAAAGAGAUAAAUAAAGUAUUUGCUCCAGCAGUCUCGUUUCAAUUCUUGACAUCUUCGCUUACUAUAUGUAUGAUAGUAAAUAGAUUGAGUUGUACGCCGAUAUUUUCGGUGCCAUUCAUUUUCAUGUUUGUGGUAUUACUGAUUAUAUCAAACCAAGUAUUCCUUUAUUGCUAUUUUGGUUCUUUAAUACAUUAUGAGAGUCAAUCAGUAGUAUAUUCAGUAUACCUGAGCGAUUGGUUAUCUGUCUCACCGUACUUUCGUCGUAUGCUCCUUGUGGCCAUGGUGCGCUGGUCGCGCACCCUUGAACCUACGGUAGCUGGAGUAAUACCGCUGUCACUCAUAAGUUUUUUUACGAUUCUGAAGUUUGCUUACAGCCUCUAUGCCAUAUUAGGAACAAGACAUUCUUAA